AUGCGUUUCAAAAGAGAGAAAAACAAAGCUGACGUUCGUUCUCUUCCUCUGUGCAUCUCUCUUCUCAAGCUCAUCAUAAGCUUUUUAUUGACUCGACUCAAGCUCAUCAUAAGCUUUUUAUUGACUCGACUCAAGCUCAUCAUAACCUUUUUUGAUCUUCUUCUUCGUGUUCUAUUGAUCAGAAGCAUCCAGCAGCGCCUCGCCGGUUUAGAAUUCGAACACAAAAUGGCCAAAGAAUCAAUUAGUAAUAUGCCUUCUAUUGCCAAAAGACCUGAAAUCCUACCUUUCGGCAUUGCGAUAAAGUGUUGA
Messenger RNA from Capsicum annuum, 309 nucleotides. Lineage: Eukaryota; Viridiplantae; Streptophyta; Magnoliopsida; Solanales; Solanaceae. The record is from the annotation of a RefSeq genome assembly.